Molecule: messenger RNA, 1426 nt
Organism: Solanum pennellii
Lineage: Eukaryota; Viridiplantae; Streptophyta; Magnoliopsida; Solanales; Solanaceae
Product: mediator of RNA polymerase II transcription subunit 15a-like
Exons: 4
Coding region: 563-1210 (215 amino acids)
Molecular function (GO): transcription coactivator activity; chromatin DNA binding
Source: RefSeq, a predicted model, not a curated record
CUGAGGGGUUCACCUGAACUCUGUUCGGCAAAAACUUACAUUGUUUAUACAUGCUUAAUAUUAUUUUUUAUGUAUAUAUGAUAGAUGUUGAACCUUUUUUGACUUCUUCAUGUGUUUACUAAUUCAUAUCUUGAACCCUCUAAGUGAAUUUUGGCUCUACCACUGUUAUUGGUUAAGAUCCUAUCAGAACUCUUGAGAUAGUUAUGACUUGCAAAAAUUUAAUCUAUCAAGGCACAAAAUUCAUUUAUCUUUUCAAAAUAAUUAUCAUUAGUUGAGUGACCUUUGUGGUACAAAACAAAGUUGAAUGACUUUUCAAAAUAAUUAUCAUUAGUUGAGUGACCUUUGUGUUACAAAACAAAGUUGAAUGACUUUUCUAUUAUAAAAUAAAAUUGAGUAACUUUUUGAGAUAAUUAUCAUUAGUUGAGUGACCUUUGUCUUAUAAAAUAAACUUGAGUGAGUUUGUGAGAUAUAAAUUAUUACUUGAGAUCCUACCAAAAAUAACUCUAUUAUAUAAAUAGAUACUAGGGCUCACAUUAGGGGGAAAAAGUUUAUCAAAAUUGAGAUGUAUACUGAUACUCAAGAUUGUAAGAGUACCGCCUCGGCUAUGGCUGCCACCGGAUCUUCGACCGUAGAAGGGUCAACAAGAUCACCUUUAGAUUCUACAGUUCAAACGGGAAAUGCAAAUGAAGGUGACUGGCAGGAAAAGGCUUACGAAAAGAUCAAGUCUAUGAAGGAAAUGCAUUACUCAAAGCUCUAUUCUCUAUAUCAGGAAAUUGCUGAUGCACUGGAAGAGAAAUCUCAGCAUCUUACAAAUGAGCAAAUUGGAAAGCUGAAGAUGUUCAAGAUAACGUUGGACCGCAUUAUGCUUUUCUUGCAGCUUAACAAGGAUUAUAUCACACUUGCUCACAAGGAGAAACUGCUUUCGGUUGAGAAACACAUAAAUUUCUUUCUUAGACCCCGUCAGACACCAAAGCCUACUUCUUCUCCAGUGCAGGAGCAACUUCCUCAGGGGCGCAAGCAGCAAACUGAUGCAGAACCAGCAACUAAGAGAGCAGUCCCACCAUCGGCAGAUGCAGCAGCAACGUUUUUAGAGAAAGACGUUAGCGCGACAGCAGCAAGCAAAGCAAUAGUAGACCAUGCUAUUGUGAACCCACCAGAUGUCACAGCUUCAACAGUCUUCGAUCCAGCUUCAGCAACCUCAAUCCCUUGAUGGUUGAAACUAAUCCAUAUAUGCAACAAAACAGUAUUAUUGACUUGCAACAUGAUUGUUUUGGAUAAUUCUAUUGUUUAUGUUUCGUGCACUCGUUAACUCAUGCACCCUUCCCUAGAUUAUGUGAACUAUUUGCAAUUAUGAUGAUAAAUUGUUUAAAUUAUGUGGGAACUCAGGCUAAAAUUUGAAAUAUGCAUCUCCAUAUUUUUCUCUGUU